Molecule: messenger RNA, 1172 nt
Organism: Exaiptasia diaphana
Lineage: Eukaryota; Metazoa; Cnidaria; Anthozoa; Actiniaria; Aiptasiidae
Exons: 3
Coding region: 73-318 (81 amino acids)
Source: RefSeq, a predicted model, not a curated record
UUCAUUUGUGCCUAUUUAGAUACGCCAAGUCCUGCAGCAGCGGACACCUGGAUCACUCUUGGUGACCCUGAUAUGAAAGUCAAAGUCAAAAGAAGCCUGUACAUUAAAGCACGAGAUGGCUCGACAGACCGUAAGAAGUUCGCCUUGAACUUAUUGGAACUGCUAUUUACUGCAGACGUACUAAGAUCUUCGACAUUUAUGGGAUCGGAGAGGAAAAAAAGACUCUGCCCGUUGCGCACAAGCGCCUUGAAAGCCACUAUAUUCAAAGAGUUUCCUGCACAAAACGCAGAGGAGAGACCACAAGCUGGGCUCGAAUAAAGGAGUCAAUCACGGACAAAUGUCGCAAAAUAAAAGUCGGCAAGCAGACACCGGCCGAUUUCUUUGAGGAGAGUUAGGCCGGUGUCAUGACAUGUGUACGCCUGUGAGACAUCGCAUUCCAAUCGAAUACGAAGUUCUAUGUUUUUUGGUCAUGUUUAAAAUUUUACUGCAGAAAAAAGUUCCACUAGGCGUACCUUGCUACCCUCUUUUAUUCUCUACAUUUGUCGACUGAAGUCUCAUUUUCUGGCUUAUUUGAUUACAAAGUUUAAAGAUAUCACGCAAGCUGAGUCAUCUAUUACUUUCAAGAUCUUCACUGAAGGAUAAUCUGGCGGCAUACCGUCUUGACGACCGGAAUACAAUUGGAAUUCGACCUGAAUACCGUCGGAAUUGCAGCCUGGAAUAUCAGGAAUUUAAUGGGAUUAUAGGCCGGCAUUCCAACGGAAUUCCAGGUAACUGGGAAGGAUACCGCCGGAAUACCUUCGGAAUACCACCGGAAAAUCGCUGGAAUACCACCGGAAUACCGCCUGGAAUACCGCCCGGACUAUCUGGAAUUCCCCGGAAUGCCGGCCUUAAUCCCGCGGAAUUCCAGGUACUCCGGGCGGAAUAUUUAGUAAAGAUUUCCGAUUUAGCGGAUUAUAAGCGGAAUAGGCAUAUAGUAGUGGAAUAGGCAUAURGUAGUGGAAAUUAUGUAGAAGAAAUUAUGUCUUCAAUGUUUGGUAAUGCUAUUCAAAGAACCUUUUUAUAAUUAUCUUGGUUUUACAAAAAAUCGCUAUAUUUAUUUCUCUAAACACAAACAAGAGGCAACACAAGUAGCAUAUUAUAUAUCUGCACUUUUUAUUGAUUAACAAAUUAUU